CUACAGCCAAGCCCCCAGGAAGUGCGCCGGCUUUGAAGCAAAUUUGACAGUACGUCUAUCUGCGGACACACAGUAGCUUUUUGUCGGUUCUGUCGUAAGUUUCGCACUAAACAUCCAGACGGUGAGAGAUGGCCCAGUGUUCCGAGCCUGCUAACGUUAGCUCCGCGGUGAACGGAGAGCCGAAGAGGGAGAGGAAGGUGGCCGUUAUCACCGGCAUCACUGGACAGGAUGGUUCCUACCUGGCUGAGUUCCUACUGGCUAAAGGCUACGAGGUUCAUGGCAUUUUGCGUCGUUCCAGCUCCUUCAACACGGGCCGCAUUGAGCAUCUUUACCAGAACCCACAGACGCACACUGAAGGCAACAUGAAGCUGCACUACGGCGACCUGACCGACAGCACGUGUCUGGUGAAGAUCAUCAACCAGGUGAAGCCGACAGAGAUCUACAACCUGGGCGCUCAGAGUCACGUCAAGGUGUCCUUCGAGUUGGCCGAGUACACCGCUAAUGUGGACGGUGUAGGCACGCUUCGUCUCCUGGAUGCCAUAAAGACAUGCGGUUUGACCGACACUGUGAAAUUCUACCAGGCCUCCACCAGUGAGCUGUACGGCAAAGUUCAGGAGAUCCCUCAGAAGGAAACCACACCCUUCUACCCUCGCUCACCUUACGGUGCUGCAAAGCUCUACGCCUACUGGAUCGUGGUGAACUUUCGUGAGGCCUACGACAUGUUCGCCGUCAACGGGAUCCUCUUUAACCACGAGAGCCCGAGGAGAGGUUCAAACUUUGUGACGCGUAAGAUCAGCCGGUCUGUGGCAAAGAUUCACCUUGGCCAACUGGAGAGCUUCAGCCUUGGCAACCUGGACUCCAAGAGGGACUGGGGCCACGCCAAAGACUAUGUGGAGGCCAUGUGGCUGAUGCUGCAGCAGGAGAAGCCAGAGGAUUUCGUCAUAGCGACAGGGGAGGUGCACAGCGUGAGGGAGUUUGUGGAGAAGGCCUUCAGACAUGUGGGGAAGACCAUUUUGUGGGAAGGAAAGGAUGAGAACGAGGUUGGCCGUUGCCAGGAGACAGGGGUGAUACAUGUGAAGGUUAACCCAAAAUACUUCCGUCCUACUGAAGUGGACUACCUACAAGGCGACAGCACCAAAGCAUAUCAGGAGUUGGGUUGGAAGCCAAAGGUGUCUUUUGAGGAGCUGGUGAAGGAGAUGGUGGAUGCCGACAUCGAGCUAAUGAAGAAAAACCCAAACGCCUGAGACCGAAUCAGUCCAGUCCAGUCCAGCCAGGACAGAAAGCACUCCUGUGUUCUGACGCCCUGUGUCGUCUUUUUACCUGUCUGUCUUUUCCAAAUCAAGUGAUCUUGUCCUUUCUUCUUCGUUGAGGAGACUGCCUUUGUGUCUUGGGUCUAUUUCUAACAUCAUGUCGUUUUGAUUUUGUUUUGUUAUCACAGCAGAGGUGCCUUUUUUAUUAUACAACUGAUCAUGUCAUAAUUUAUAUAGGAGCAUUUUAAGGGUAAAUGUGUUUGUUUCUUUUGAUUGUUAGUGAAUUGAUUUUUGUUGACACUUUCUAUUCAGAAUGGCUGAAAUGUAUAAAUAAAGAGAAGAAUGAGAAGAUUUUGUCUUUUAUUGGAAAAUUGGAAUCGAGGGGUUUAUUAAUGGUCUGACCUGUAUGAAUAAUGAACCAUUUGGUACAAUAAAAGCUGAUGUUUUUCCA
Messenger RNA from Chelmon rostratus (copperband butterflyfish), 1701 nucleotides. RefSeq names its product GDP-mannose 4,6-dehydratase (gene gmds). The coding region runs from base 129 to 1244 and encodes 371 amino acids. Gene Ontology annotation, biological process: GDP-mannose metabolic process. Gene Ontology annotation, molecular function: GDP-mannose 4,6-dehydratase activity. The record is from RefSeq and is a predicted model, not a curated record. The transcript is spliced from 11 exons. NCBI's taxonomy places the organism in Eukaryota, Metazoa, Chordata, Actinopteri, Chaetodontiformes, Chaetodontidae.